Molecule: messenger RNA, 1852 nt
Organism: Erigeron canadensis
Lineage: Eukaryota; Viridiplantae; Streptophyta; Magnoliopsida; Asterales; Asteraceae
Product: sister chromatid cohesion protein PDS5-like
Exons: 10
Coding region: 29-1714 (561 amino acids)
Biological process (GO): mitotic sister chromatid cohesion; DNA repair
Cellular component (GO): chromatin; nucleus
Source: RefSeq, a predicted model, not a curated record
UACAAUAAAAACAAAGAAAUUCUUCUGAAUGACAAAAAGUAAAACAAAAAUGAAGCUCAUGGAUGCUGGAAAAAAGCUUUUGCAUCUGCCUUCUUCAAAUGCUGAUCUUCUUCAAGCUCUUUCACAAAUGGAGCAAUUUCUGUCUGGGGUGCAACGAUCAUCAUCCGAAUCAACUAUGAACGCACUGCAUCCGAUAAUUGAUGCACUUAUUGAUAAAAAACUGGUGAAAAAUCCUGACAUGGAUGUGAAUAUCUCUGUUUGUUGUUGCCUAUGUGAGAUCAUGAGAAUUAUGGCACCGGAACUCCCUUACACGGGUAAAGAGACGAAGGAGUUUCUUAAAUUGGUAGUGACGACAUUCGAGAAACUAUCUAUUACAUCUGGUGGCUGCUAUACUAGAAUGACCAAGUUUUUUGAUAUAUUUAGUAAUUUCAGCUUGCCAGCGUUGAUGUCUAGCCUGCAGCUUGACAGAUUAAUUGUUCGACUGUUUAAGCAAUUUCUGAACGCUGCCGACUCGAAUUCCCCUGCUGUUGUAUGCAAGAUGGAAGAAUUCAUGACUAUGAUCAUAGAGGAAAGUGAGCCACUCAAUCUUGAGCUUGUGGAUCUCCUAGUCACGGCUGUGAGAAUGGAUAAUAAGAUUCGUUCACCUUUCUGUUGGCAACUAGCGGAAAAUAUUAUCGAUAGCUGUGCUGAUCAACUUAGACCACAUCUCCCACAUAUGGAAUCUAAAGAAUGUUAUCCACAUACAACUGAGAAAAGCAUGUUGUUAAAGGAAACAACUCACAAGAUAAAACUUGAGUGUCUAGAAGAUACAGAUAACCUUGUAAACGUCCACCUUGAAGUUAAAAUGGAUCAUGUUGAAGUUAAAAAGGAAACCUUGUCAUUUGAAAAAUCACCAGUUUCAGCUAUAUCUGUAACUGACGUGAAUGGAAAACGCAAGAGAGAUGACACUCCACAAAAGAAACAGGUUCAAUACGUUGAAUAUGGUGAAAAUUUGGUGGGGAGCAGGAUAAAGGUUUGGUGGCCUGAUGAUAAAUUGUAUUAUCCAGGAGUUGUCAAAUCUUUCGACUGUAUUAGAAAGAGGCACAAGUUAUUGUAUGAUGAUGGUGAGGAAGAAGUGUUAGACCUGAAGGAAGAACAGUGGGAGUUUGCUGAAAACGUGUCUGCUAUGUCGGAUUCUCUGGAACGAGAAAUGGAUUCUUCUACUGAAUCUAGCAUAACUUGUGUUAAUGGUUACAAGGUGAACCACAAUGUUGCACCAAUUCUUAAAGCCAUUAUCAUGAAAUAUGGUGACAUUGCAGCCAAAUGUGUAUUCAAAGGAGCUUCUGUGCGAGCAUUAAUCCUUGAGAGUGUUUGUGAAAUUGUGAGACGGAUUAAAACCAAUGAUGCUAUUCGGAUGAAAGAAAUUGAGACUGAUCUUAUAGAUGCAGAGGCAGCCAAUAUUAAUGUGUCGUGGCUUCGAGCUCACGUGGAAGCCAUUGAAAGGAAGGAAGACAUGAAAAGGUGCAGUUUGCUUAUGGAAAUGAAAGUGAACAGCGGUUUGGCUAGAAAAGCCGCCAAAAUGGAUCUAAAAGAGAGACAGAUAGAGCUUAUGGCUGCACAACAACGGUUUGAUGAGGCUGAAAGGUGUGUAAAAGUGCUCGAUCUUGUUCAACAGAAGCUAAGUAACAACAUAUUCGAAAUCGAAGCUAAAAAGAAGCCUUCACCAAUUUUAUAGGCCAACUUUAUCAUGGAAUGUGUAAUUAAUAGAAGAAUUCCGGAGUCAUGCCUACACUCUUAUUUUGUCUAAUGGCGUAAGACCCGCUUUUGAAACUGGUUAAGUCUAAUCUAUAUAGCAGUAUAGCAAUUACUAAAA